This is a messenger RNA of Dimorphilus gyrociliatus, 1724 nucleotides long. The record is from the annotation of a GenBank genome assembly. NCBI's taxonomy places the organism in Eukaryota, Metazoa, Annelida, Polychaeta, Dinophilidae.
GGAAUAGUUGCUUAGCAACGGACGCGAUAGUUUUUUUUCAAUAUCGUAUGACUGCUUUUUAAAAGCGAUCUGAUAAGAGUUCAUUCAUGUGGUUCGACAUGUCGCGUAUAGUAGAGUGCGUGCCAAAUUUCUCAGAAGGGAGAAAUAAGGAAGUAAUUGAUGCUAUUGCUGCUGCAAUUGGUUCAACAGAAGGCUGCUCAUUGUUGGACGUCGAUCCAGGACCUUCUACGAACAGGACAGUUUAUACUUUCGUCGGACCACCUGAGGCUGUUGUCGAGGGAGCCCUGAAUGGAGCAAGAGCUGCCUCACAGCUCAUUGAUAUGAGCAGACACACCGGCGAACAUCCAAGAUUAGGAGCCCUUGACGUCUGCCCUUUUGUACCCGUUAAAAAUGUUACAAUGGAUGAUUGUGUCGACUGUGCCAAAGAGUUUGGAAAAAGACUAGCAGAAGAAUUGGAAGUACCCGUGUAUUUAUAUGGCGAAGCGUCUGAAGUAGAUUAUAGAAAGGCUGUACCACAAAUUCGCCAAGGAGAGUACGAAAGUCUACCACAACGCUUAGAAAAGAAUGAAUGGAAACCAGACUUUGGACCUGCCGAAUUUCGUCCAACAUGGGGUGCGACGAUGGCUGGAGCUAGAAAGUUUCUCAUAGCUUAUAACGUAAACAUACUAUCAACAAAGGAGCAAGCUCAUCGUAUAGCUUUAAAUGUCAGAGAACAAGGAAGAGGAGAAGACAAACCGGGAAAAUUGAAAGGGGUUCAAGCUAUUGGAUGGUAUUUGGGAGAAGCAAAUAUGGCCCAAGUUUCGGUUAAUAUCUCAGAUUUUGAGGUUACUCCUAUUCAUACCGUUUUUGAAGAAGUGAAAAAAGACGCCGAAGAUUUAAAUUUAGCUAUAUGUGGAUCUCAAAUCGUUGGUCUAGUCCCACUUUCUGCUCUUCUAAUCUCGGCUGAGUACUACAUUGAAAAGGAGGAACUCUUCCUAUUGGAUAAUGAUCAGAAAAUACGCUUAAUUAUCGAUAGGUUAGGUCUGCAGUCUUUUGACGCAUUCAAACCAAAAGAACGAGUUAUAGAAUAUAUGAUUGAUGAUGAUGAAAUGAAAGGUCCUUUCUUGGGAAUGCCUUUAGAAAGUUUUUUCCAUGCAAUUGGUGGAAGAACCGCGACACCUGGAGGUGGUUCAGCAUCAGCUGUCUGCGCCACUCUGGGAUCAGCUUUAGCAACUAUGGUGGGUUUUCUUUCCUACGGCAACAGGAAAUUCGAGCAUCUCGAUAAGGAAAUGAGAAAGCUCCUACCUGACCUAUACGAAUGCACUAAGAAAUUAAUGCCUAUUGUCGAUCAUGAUGCAGUUGCCUACGAGGAUUUUAUGUUAGCCUGUAAACUACCAAAAGACACGCCAGAAGAAGAGGAAAGGAGAGAAACGGCUAUGCAAACUACAUUGAAAAAUUCAGCUCUUGUACCGCUAAAUCUGGCUGUUACUGCAAACAAAGCGUGGCCGGCCUUUAAACGAGUCGCAGAAAUCGGAAACGAAAAUUGCAUAUCGGAUUUGCAAGUUGGCGCCAGGGCAUUAGAAACUGGAGUUUGGGGAGCUUAUUACAAUGUAAUGACCAAUUUAAAAGACGUUAAGGAUGCAGAGUUCAAAGAAAAGGUCAAGACGGAAAUUGAAAAUGAAUUAAAGGAGGCCCAAAAAUCUAAGGAAGAAAUUCUUAAGCUAGCCGAAACUAGAUUGGGAUAA